Molecule: messenger RNA, 3897 nt
Organism: Fukomys damarensis (Damara mole-rat)
Lineage: Eukaryota; Metazoa; Chordata; Mammalia; Rodentia; Bathyergidae
Gene: Sgpl1
Product: sphingosine-1-phosphate lyase 1
Exons: 14
Coding region: 144-1850 (568 amino acids)
Biological process (GO): sphingolipid catabolic process; carboxylic acid metabolic process
Cellular component (GO): endoplasmic reticulum
Molecular function (GO): sphinganine-1-phosphate aldolase activity; pyridoxal phosphate binding
Source: RefSeq, a predicted model, not a curated record
CCAAAGAAGGGGGCGCACCCUGUCUUGGCUGCUUUGGCGAAUCUAGGCGGACCAUCGGGACAAAACCUUUUAAGUAAAAAACCUGUUUUCCUUUUACAGACCCUGAAGAAAAAGGGGAACCGGGAGAACGUCGAAAGAGAACGAUGCCUAGUACCGACCUUCUGACGUUGAAGGCCUUUGAGCCUUACUUCGAGAUUUUGGAAGCAUAUUCCACAAAAGCCAAGAAUUAUGUAAAUGGAUAUUGUACCAAGUAUGAGCCCUGGCAGCUCAUUGUAUGGAGCGUCCUGUGGACCCUGCUGAUAGUCUGGACAUACGGGUUUAUCUUCCAGCCGGAGAGCUUAUGGUCAAGGCUUAAAAAGAAAUUUUUUAGGCUGGUGAGGAAGAUGCCGUUUCUUGGUAGCAAGAUUCAGAAAGAAUUAGACAAGAUCACGAAGGACCUUGGGAAGCACUUGCAGUACCUGAAAGUGGAUAAAGACUAUGUGAGAGUCCUGCCAGCCCAGGGUCUGAGCACAACAGCAGUCUUGGAGAGACUCAAGGAGUACAGCUCCAUGGAUGGUGUUUGGCAAGAAGGGAAGGCCUCAGGAGCUGUGUACAGUGGGGAGGAGAAGCUUACGGAGCUGCUUGUGCAGGCGUAUGGGAAUUUUGCAUGGAGUAACCCAUUGCAUCCGGAUAUUUUCCCAGGACUACGUAAAAUAGAGGCAGAAAUUGUGAGGAUGGCAUGUUCCUUGUUCAAUGGGGGACCGGAUUCUUGUGGAUGUGUGACCUCCGGGGGAACAGAAAGCAUCCUGAUGGCCUGCAAAGCUUAUCGGGACCUGGCGUUAGAUAAGGGGAUCAAAACUCCUGAAAUGGUGGUUCCCAAAAGUGCCCAUGCUGCCUUUGACAAAGCAGGCAGUUAUUUUGGGAUGAAGGUGGUGCGAGUCCCACUGAACAAGAUGAUGGAGGUGGAUGUGCGGGCCAUGAGAAGAGCCAUCUCCAAGAACACUGCUAUGCUCGUCUGUUCUGCGCCGCAGUUUCCUCACGGUGUGAUAGACCCGAUCCCAGAAGUGGCCAAGAUGGCUGUCAAAUACAAAAUACCUCUUCAUGUAGAUGCUUGUCUGGGGGGUUUCCUCAUUGUCUUUAUGGAGAAAGCAGGAUACCCACUGGAGAUACCGUUCGAUUUCCGUGUAGAAGGUGUGACCAGCAUUUCGGCCGAUACCCAUAAGUAUGGCUACGCCCCUAAAGGCUCGUCAGUGGUGUUGUACAGUGACAAGAAAUACAGGAAGUACCAGUUCUUCAUUGGCACAGAUUGGCAGGGAGGCAUCUAUGCUUCCCCAAGCAUUGCAGGCUCACGGCCUGGUGGCAUCAUUGCAGCCUGUUGGGCCACCUUGAUGCACUUUGGUGAGAACGGCUACGUUGAAGCCACCAAACAGAUCAUCAAAACUGCUCGCUUCCUCCGAUCUGAACUGGAAAAUAUCAAAGGCAUCUUCAUCUUCGGGGAUCCUCAGUUGUCAGUCAUUUCUCUGGGCUCCCGUGAUUUUGACAUCUACCGGCUGUCUAACAUGAUGACUGCUAAGGGGUGGUACUUGAACCAGUUGCAGUUCCCACCCAGUAUUCAUAUCUGUAUCACAUUAGUACAUACCCGGAAGCGAGUUGCAAUCCAGUUCUUAAAGGACGUCCGUGAAUCUGUCACCCAAAUCAUGAAGAACUGUAAAGCAAAGGUCACAGGAAUGGGUGCCAUCUAUGGCAUGUCCCAGGCAAUCAUUGACAGGAACCUGGUUGCGGAAAUCUCCUCAGUCUUCUUGGACAGCUUGUACAGUACGGAUGCUGUAACCCAGGGCAGCCAGAUGAAUGGUUCUCCAAAACCUCGCUGAGCUUGGGCCUUUUCUAGGCCAUCCCAGAGGGCUCCUGGCUUCAGAAGGUUCUCCGGGUAUGGAACAGGCCACCCACAACUUCGACAUCUGGUCUUGCUCCAUAGAGCACGAAGAUAGGCCAUGUGACAGCUUGAGCCUCAGGAUUCUUGUUUCUCCUUUUGUUACCUUUUGUGGUUUUAAAUUUGAAGGCCUUGAAGGAUUCUACUGCAUUAUGAACCUGCCCUUGUUAUAAAUGUAGUGGUAGGAAUUGUUUUAACCAUUUCCUUAUCUAACUUCUCUUGUUUUUUUCUUCACUUCAUCAUUGUGUGGUGGCUCUGACAUGUAGGGAAGCUAUGAGAUCCCAGAGGGUUUGUUACCCAAGCAGAGGCUUUAGCUAACAAAGUGGAAGGCAUUUAUGUAACAUUUCCCUGAGUGGGUCUUUGGUGCAUCGUAGGUGGGAAGCUUUUUCAGCCCUGUGCUUAGAUUAGGACAGUUGUCUCUCUUAGAGUCACUUUUACUGAAACUUGCUGUGUUUUUCCAGGACACAGGUUGUCCAUGUUGUACCCUGUGAUGUGGAGGAGCGUGUCUACUCAGUAGCCCAUGGCAGGGUUUGUAGUGCUUCAGUGGUCCUCAUCUGUCCGUGCUUGCAGGCCCCAUUUGAUACUCAGUUGGAGUGUUUAUUGGAAAUGAUGUUCCCAUUACCUUGUUGUUUCAUGGAUAGGACGAGAAUGUGGUUUGCAGAGGAUCUAGGACUUUCUGGCUAUGGUGCUGCCUCCUUGAAUUGGCAGUGGCCGGAGUAGAGCACACCAAGCCCUCUCCUGGACCUACGAUGAACAGACACCAGACCCUUUUCUGUACUUCCUGAACGUCAGCUUAGGUGACCACCCAGUUUCAAGUAUGUGUCACCAGAGUUGGCGGUGGUCCUCUGCUCCCCAUUGCCUUAACUCGUGUGAUGAGAGUAUGUUCGCUGAAGGAAGAGCUCAGAGCACCUCCACAAGUUGCCUUGACUUAGCCUGGGUGGGUGUGAGGAGAGUGCAGGGAACAUUUUCCCUCCAUUUGUGUGUUCUUCCUGCCCAUUCUCCUUUGCUCAGUUUCCAAAGGUACUUUGGCAGGUUAGCCUCAGGUACUGGCCACACCUCAGUCCUAGCUAAAAGGGAGCAGUGUAGGAUUAGAUAAACAUCUGGGAAUGGAUAGUACGGCGGUGAGCAGACAUUAUAUGGCCCUGGGCCUGGGAUUCCUUUGUAAGACUAGUUGCUCAGGGUGGUGCAGGGGCAGGACAAAAUCCUGCACCCACUUCCUACUCUCUUCUUCAUUUCUGGGGGCCUUGAUCUAGGCUGAGCCACCGUUGCUCUCUAGUGACAUUCCACGUGCCUUUCUCCACUAAUAGUGAGCUCUUCCUGGUCUGGACCUUGGGGAAGCGGACCAGACUUUGAGGUUUCUGUGUGGGUUGGAGGGAACUUAGAACAAGUGAAGAGGAACUUUGCUCUGCUCCCCUGCCUUUCUCAGGGACUCCUGAACAUGCAGCCUCUGCAGAUGCUGUCAUCUGGCCCCCUCGUGGGAGCCGCAGCCACCAGACUUUCCUCCAGGCUCCUAGCGUGUCUGCUGGGAGUUUCUUUAGCACUGUACUUCUUAGGCAGUAACUGACCAUCACUGCAGAGCUCGUGUGGUACGUACGUGCCGUGUGCAUCCCUGUGUUCAGCCGUGGUCGAUGUAUGUGUGUGUCAGGGAGAAGCUGAGACCUUUAGGACACGGGAAUCAUAUGCUUCCUUCAGUUGCUGGACUGUUGGAAGAGACCUAGAGAACCAGAGCCACCAGCAGGCACCAGAAUGGCUACUGGCUGCUAAAAUAGAAGCCUGUGCCCUACAGCCUCCUCAGGACCAGACCCUGAGCACCUCACUUCCUCUGUCCUGUGACUGCAUUAGUGCCAGGGGCUGAUGGUGUUUUCAAAGGGACCUACAGUAGCCACUUUAAUUUCUGAUUGAGAGUCUUAGUUUGAUUUAAUGCAUUUUUAGCCUUUUCAUUUUAUGUGUAUUUGUGUGUGAAAGCACAGAAUACCUGUUGUGACAAA